Messenger RNA from Neomonachus schauinslandi (Hawaiian monk seal), 3717 nucleotides. It is a transcript of the gene TWSG1, whose product is annotated as twisted gastrulation BMP signaling modulator 1. Gene Ontology annotation, biological process: regulation of BMP signaling pathway. The record is from RefSeq and is a predicted model, not a curated record. The transcript has 5 exons. Bases 203 to 874 code for a protein of 223 amino acids. Lineage: Eukaryota; Metazoa; Chordata; Mammalia; Carnivora; Phocidae.
AGGGUGGCGGCGGGCCUGUCUCUUUAAGGUGCCCGAGGCUCGCGGGCGCUGCGUUGAGGGACGGCGCGGAGGCGCGGCCUGCCUCCCUCGCACAGCCCCGCGACUCACCCAGAGCUCGGCCGACCUGCGGGGGAACGAGGGCCAGGCGGCCUCGCGGCGCCGCGGCGCACGCUUCCUGGGAGUUGAUUGUCUCUGAAGAAACAUGAAGACACACUGUGUUGUUAUGCUUACUCUAGCCAUCCUGGUAUUCCUGACAUGGGUCCCUGUGUCACUGAGUUGUAACAAAGCACUCUGUGCUAGUGAUGUGAGCAAAUGCCUCAUUCAGGAGCUCUGCCAGUGCCGACCUGGAGAAGGAAAUUGUUCCUGCUGCAAGGAGUGUAUGUUGUGUCUUGGGACCCUUUGGGAUGAAUGCUGUGAUUGCGUUGGUAUGUGUAAUCCUCGAAACUAUAGUGACACACCUCCAACUUCAAAGAGCACUGUGGAAGAGCUUCAUGAGCCAAUCCCUUCUCUCUUCCGGGCUCUCACAGAAGGAGACACUCAGUUGAACUGGAACAUUGUUUCCUUCCCUGUCGCAGAAGAACUCUCACAUCAUGAGAAUCUGGUUUCAUUUUUAGAAACUGUGAACCAGCCACACCAUCAAAAUGUGUCUGUUCCUAGCAAUAAUGUUCACGCACCUUAUUCCAGUGACAAAGAACACAUGUGUACUGUGGUUUAUUUUGAUGACUGCAUGUCCAUACAUCAGUGUAAAAUAUCCUGUGAGUCCAUGGGAGCAUCCAAAUAUCGCUGGUUCCAUAACGCCUGCUGUGAGUGCAUUGGUCCAGAGUGCAUCGACUAUGGUAGUAAAACUGUCAAAUGUAUGAACUGCAUGUUUUAAAGGAGAAGAAUGCAAACCAAAGCAAUUUAGUCAACAAGAAAGAUAUAAAAAGCUAUUUGGUGAGGUCUACUGGUUGCACCAGAAUGCUAGCAGGUUAAGAAGAUAAAAAGAAUUUGGACUGAGUUAAAGUAUGACAAAUGCAGUAAUGUGUUAAAUUAUAACUGCUCUGGUUGAUUUUAUAGCCCACUGUCAGUAAGUCCCUUCCCCUAUAUACAUUUACAGCUUUGGUCGUAUGAGAAGCAAGUACACAGAGAAUUCCUUGAAAGAUCUGAGGUCUCUGACAUAAAGCCUGAUGUCAUUUUUUUCUAGCAUUCCAAAAGCCUUUGGUUUUGAAAGUGUUAGAGCAUGUUAACAUAAGUUAUGAUUUCUUCAUUUACUACUACUGGGACACUGAGUUUUUCCAGUUGUACGCUAGACUUCAUUCACUGUGCCUUGACUCGUUUAUCUCCUUUAUCUAGAUAUUCAAAUAUAUCACCCUGAGAACUCACAUAAAAAUCACCGUUAAAAGCUUAAUUUCAAACCUUGUAAUGUUCGUUUUAGAAAGUAAAUGCUUACUACAUUUUACAGUUUAGAACUUUUAUAUAGUAGAAUCCAUCCUGUAAUACACAUGUUGACAGAACUUUGGGGAAAGUUUCUCCUUCUCCUACACCCCCUUGCCCAAAGUACUGAGUAGGUAGUGAUAAAAGAAUUUUGAACAAGAAUUUCAAGGCACACCUGUAUCACUGCCUUAAAUAUUCUGCUAGGUAAAUAAUGAGAAAGUUAAAGCAUUUCUCUGACUUAGGGUACCAGCUUAAAGAGCCCUAGCAAUGGGAAAUGCCUGCCAAAUCAGAUGCUACUGAGAGCACUAGGGAAAUGGCUUGUCCCGUUGUACAGAGAUGGCAAGGCUGAAAGGAGAAGCCAUGCUGCUGGGUAGAGAGAACAAGCCCACUCAGCCUUAGCAUGGGCAGAGCCAUGUUCCCCAAUGAUGAGUGAUAGGGGAUAAAGAAGAAACUUAUGGGUAUGAGCAGGGAAGGUUGAAAGUGCUGGCAAUUCUUACGGGAAACAAAUCUAAAACUAUUUACAUUAAUUAUUUUAUUAUAUUGUAAUCUUUCCUUUAGGUUUCUGUCUGGAUUGAAUGUUCUUAUUAAACAAAUAUAAUCCUACAGUGGGAGGUUAAGAUUAUGAAAUGAAAAAGAUCUGUUCAAGAUGAUGUUAACUAUAGACUGUUUUGUUUUACAUGUUUCAAUAAUGAUAAAUACUGUGUACCCUUCAUCAUAAUAAAAUCCCAGUCUUCAAGCAUGAAUCUAAAACAUAAAUAUUUAUAUUACAGAGACUCUUAAUUUUACAAAAUUAUUAAUUUCUUCAGUACAUUAUGAAUUACAAGUAACUUGUAGGAAUAUCUUUUUAUAUGUCUAAAUAUUUUAGUACAUAAAAAUAGCUAAUGCUCUUAGACACUUUGUAUUCAUUAUAUGAAUAGUAGUUACAAGAUCAUAUGUAAUAUCAUGAUUAACUGUCAUAAAAUCUAAAGCCUUAAUACCUUUUCUGUUCUUUCAGACAACUCUAAUGAAUACUCAAGGUACUUUAGCCUUUUCAAAAACUUUUGGCCUUUCAAAAAAAAGCUAAAAUUUAGCUCUUGUAUGUAUAUUUAAAAUCGGAAAACAUUGGGAUAUCUUUUUCUUCCUUUUAUCUAGAAUGCCUCUGUUUAAAAGUGCCUUGAAAACAUUUUAGCUCCCCUUCCUCAUUAAUGCCUAUAAAGCUAAAGGUUUUCUUAAAACCUUUUAAACUUAAAAAAGAGAAAGUUUUAAAAGAAUCUGCAUCCAGCUUCUUCAUUUCCACUUCGCUAUUCUUCAAAGUAAUUUCAUACUUAUGAAUAAAGAAAUCGUUUUUUGUUUAUUGACAGCCUGCUUAAUGUUGCCUUAAAUAUGUCAACAAACGUUUUUUAACUGCAUUUAUCACCUUGAUUAGGCUCUCAUUAUUAAAUUUUCAAAUGUAAUAUCUCUUUUGCCCCUAUACUGGGAGGGUAAUUUCUUGAACCAUGUUGUAUUUGACCUGGUUUUCCUUAUAUCUUUUUCUCCCAAUAGAAAUUACCCCUAAAUGUAAUGGUAAAUUUUAUAUUCAAUUUUACUUAGUUUUUGUGGUUUAUGAUGGGGUUGAAAGACAGAGUUCACCUAAAAGAUUCCAUUUCCAGUUUAUAAUGUAUUUCAGGUUUUGAAUAACAAUGUUUUCCAAAUUAAAAAUACAACAUUUGAGAAAUCAGUAGCCCCACUAAAAUUUAGACCUUUUAUUACUAUUCUAAGUACAAUUCACUUCUAUAUUGAAGCUCUGGUAAAAAUUCUUUCUUUUUUUAAAUCAAAAAUUAGGUUGUUAACUUUUUUAUAACUAGGUAAAAAGAACUGAAAUAGUAGGUAUUAUAUAAGCCAUAUAUAAAAGGUUCUUUGCUCCUAAUUAGUUUUUUGUCCCUCCCCACCCCAAUUAGCAUCAAAUUAUUGCAAAAAUUGUACUCAAAAUAGUGGCACCAAAUCAAAUGAUAAUUCAAAUAAAGCAAGUCUUUGUUUACAUAGAAUGCUAUAAAGAGAGGCUUUCAUUUAGAAAAACUAUUUCUAAAGAUUCAGAAAACAAAAUUGGUAAGAUAUUAGAAUAUUGGAACAAUUAUUUAUAAAGCAGAGUAGCAUCAAAAUAGAGAAAAGAAACUAAGACCAAGUUUGUUUUUGUGAAAGCUUCUUUGAAGAUUUUAAAAAUCUAUUUUACAUUCCCCAGAGUCUAUGUUAAUUGUAUUUCACAUGAUCUACAACAUACAGAACUAUGUAUUUUUUCUUUGGUUGUCCCUAUAAGCAAAAGAGUAUUUUAAUAAAAAAUUGCAAUGA